CUGAAAUUUGGCAAAGAGCUGACUCUUUAAUAAACAGGACACGUUCGUGUUCUUGGCUGAAGGCUGCAGACGACUUCUUGGACAACUGAGAGCUGCUGCUUCAAUCAUGACAAGAGACAGCGAGGAGAUGUGUGAUUCAUCUAACUGUUUUCCCCUUCAAGCAAUGGAGUCUGCAAAACUUGAGACUGUUUGUAUUUUCGGAACCGGAGAUUUUGGAAGAUCACUUGGACUCAAGUUGCUCCAGUGCGGCUAUUCUGUUGUUUUUGGGAGCAGGAAUCCUAAGUCUUCCGAUCUUGUCCCAAAGGGAUCAGAUAUUCUAAGCUAUGCAGAGGCAGCAAAGAAAUCAGCCAUAAUUAUCAUAGCAGUUCAUAGGGAACACUAUGAUUUUCUCACAGGCUUUGCUGACGUUUUGAAGGGUAAAGUCUUGGUAGACGUCAGUAACAACCUAAAAAUAAACCAGUACCCAGAAUCUAAUGCGGAAUACCUGGCGGGUUUGUUACCAGGAUGUAAAGUAGUAAAGGCAUUUAACACAGUCUCUGCCUGGGCCCUGCAGUCUGGAACAUUAGAUGCAAGUAGACAGGUCUUCUUGUGUGGUGAUGAUGCCAAGGCAAAAGAAGCUGUAAUGGAGAUUGCCCGCUCUCUUGGACUCAUGCCACUAGACCAAGGAUCUCUACUGGCAGCCAAUGAGAUAGAGAACUACCCACUACAACUAUUUCCAAUGUGGAGACUGCCCUGUUAUAUCUGUGCUGUAUUCACGGUGUUGAUCUUCCUCUACUGCUUAGUGACUGAAGUGUUUCAUCCUUUGGCUACACGUAAAGAAGACACAUCCUACCUGAUUGCAAUUUCCAUUCCCAACAGGGUGUUCCCUGUUGUGUCCCUUAUACUACUCGCCUUGUGUUAUCUACCAGGAAUCCUUGCUGCCAUCAUCCAGCUCUACAGAGGCACAAAGUAUAGCCGCUUUCCAGACUGCCUGGACCAAUGGAUGCUGUGCCGAAAACAGCUGGGACUCUUAGGUUUGGCGUAUGCUUUUCUACAUGCCAUUUACACCCUGGUUAUGCCUAUCCGCUACUAUGUGCGAUGGUGGACAAACAGUUAUCUAAUCACACAGAUAAAAGACAAUUCAACAUAUCCAUUUAGCAACUACUAUGCCUGGCUUUCAGACUCCUAUGUGGCAUUGGGCAUACUAGGAUUUUUCUUUUAUGUUUUAUUGGGCAUUACAUCGCUGCCAUCAGUUAGCAAUGCAGUCAAUUGGAGAGAAUUUCGCUUCGUACAGUCAAAAUUAGGCUACCUGACAUUGGUGCUUUGUACAGCGCAUACACUUGUCUAUGGUGGAGACAGAUUCAUCUUCGGACCCUUCUACAGAUGGUAUCUCCCUCCAGUUUUUGUGGUUUCAUUAAUCAUUCCAUGCGCUGUACUGGCCAUGAAAUUCAUCCUGAUCAUUCCAUGUCUGGACCAGAAGAUCACACGAAUCCGUCAGGGCUGGGAAAGGAAAUCAAAGACGGCCAACAUGAACUGCUGAAACAUACUGUACAGUUAUCCAAUGAAGCUCUUCAAUGCAAAAAAGUACAAAAAUGUCCCCGUGGGCCAUUUAAAAAGACCACAAAAAAUUGUCACCAGGAAUGAAGACUGUCUGAUAUCUCCAAUGGAUUGGGAUUUCAGUGUUCAAAAUCCUUCUCUGGAGUAAUGGUAGAUGUAGUUGUAAAUAUGGAGAUCUGAUGGUAUCUUCUGAUUACUAGGGGCUUGUGCUAAGCAACCGUCAGAAUGUUUUUGGACCAAAAUUGCCUAUCAAAAAUAUUGUCUCAAUGGUGUCUAUAGCAUGCAGGUAGCCUUUUGUUGGUUUUAAGGGCCCAAGUCACCCUUUGCUAGGGUCUGUAUGAAACUACACAUAGGUUUAUGCCAGACUUCUCCGUGACAAAGGAUGAGGGGUGCAAGCUGUGUCUCAGGGUUGAGGAAUAUCUGAUGACAUGAAUGAAACAUAUCUGAGGUGUAGAUAGAUUGUUAUCCUAAACUAUUACCUAAUCAGAAUCAUACUCAAUUUGCAUCAUAGACAGAGCUACAAAAGAUAUAAUUCUGAAGUCAAGCACAUAUUACAUGUCAUAUAUACAUUAUAUCAUAGCAGUGAGAAUGUACUGAGCAUAUUAUUCAAAUAUUUAAAGGGCCAGUCGACUUCAUUCUUUUAAAAAAAAAAUCUCUAUUUCACAUAUUAGUUUCUCUGACUAGCAGUGGCAGUGUCACAUGACGGUGCUGGGGUUUUGUAUAAGGUAAAACCUUGCAGCAUAGGGAAAACUAUCUACUCAGUGUCUACAUUCCCCCUAGAGUGCCAAUAUGACCUGCUCUACUUAAAGGGAUUCUCUGCUUUGGACAGCCUCUGUGAAAACAUAAAUGUUCGGCUUUCCUGCAGCGCCACCACAAGGGAAAAGAAGUGUAAUACAGUACCCAUAAAAAUGUGUGUCUUUUCGCACUGUAGAAUAAACACCAAAAAAGUCCUCAGUUAUAAAUAAAUAAAUAAAUAUAUUCCAAGCAAAUUCAAAUAUUUUAUAGAUCAAUAAAAACAAAUUUAUCCUCUAUGUAAUACAAUUCCUAUUCACAAUAAUCCAAAUAUAUAGAAUAUUAAAACGAUCCACAGAAUAGCAAUACAAUUACAUUAUUUAGCCAUGAUAGUUGAAUAUA
This is a messenger RNA of Bufo bufo (common toad), 2670 nucleotides long. RefSeq names its product metalloreductase STEAP4-like. The transcript has 5 exons. NCBI's taxonomy places the organism in Eukaryota, Metazoa, Chordata, Amphibia, Anura, Bufonidae. Gene Ontology annotation, biological process: copper ion import. Gene Ontology annotation, cellular component: plasma membrane; endosome. Gene Ontology annotation, molecular function: cupric reductase (NADH) activity; ferric-chelate reductase (NADPH) activity. The record is from RefSeq and is a predicted model, not a curated record. The coding region runs from base 107 to 1519 and encodes 470 amino acids.